Molecule: messenger RNA, 908 nt
Organism: Ananas comosus (pineapple)
Lineage: Eukaryota; Viridiplantae; Streptophyta; Magnoliopsida; Poales; Bromeliaceae
Product: mavicyanin-like
Exons: 2
Coding region: 230-856 (208 amino acids)
Cellular component (GO): plasma membrane
Molecular function (GO): electron transfer activity
Source: RefSeq, a predicted model, not a curated record
AACACCACCAUCUCUCUCUCUCUCUCUCUCUCUCUCUCUCUAUCUGUGUCUCCAACUCUUUAGUCUUUACCUCUUCACUCUUUUCGCCGUACAUAUUACUUUUCUGAGCCCCCAACCCUUUCUUCUUCAGCGGCCAAAAGCGCUUUCCCAUCUGCUGCUCUCCGAAGCAGAAGCAGAAGCAGAAGCAGAAGGUGUGUGGGUGUAGUAGGAGGAGAAGGGGCCGGAGGAGAUGCGGGGGGUUUUUGAAAUUCAAAUUCCCGUAUGGAGUGGGUGGGCAUUGGGAUCCGUGCUGCUCUUCUUCCUGCUGUUGUUGGUGGACGGGCGCUGCUCCGCCUUCCAGUACAAAGUGGGGGAUCUGGACGCCUGGGGGAUCCCCCCUCCCUCCAAGCCCGACGUCUACUCCCUCUGGUCCCACGCCCACCACUUCCAACUCGGCGACUCUCUCCUGUUCCUGUACCCGCCGAGUCAGGACUCGGUCGUGCAGGUGACGGAGAAGGCGUUCAACAGCUGCAGUCUGUCGGAUCCGAUCCUCAAGCUGAGCGCCGACGGCAACUCCGUCUUCAACCUGACCGCGCCCGGACGGUUUUACUUCACCAGCGGCGUCCCCGGCCACUGCGACAACCAUCAGAAGCUCGCCGUCGACGUCCCCUCCGCCAACGGCACCUCCUUCUUCCCCCCCGCCCAAGGCCCCUCCCCCUCCGCCUCCGCCUCCGCCGCACCCGCCGCCGCGUCGCCGUCGUACCCGCUCCUCUUCGGCCCCUCCGCCGCGCAGGAGUCCGCGGCGUCGCCCGCCGGAGGCUCGGCCGCUCUAGCAAUGGGAUCUGUGAUCGCCGUCGCCUUGCUCUUCAUCGUUUGAGUGAUAACAGUACUGUAUAUCAGACGCUCCCUCAAGUUUUUUUUUUUUUUUU